AGGCGCCUCGGGUCGGCCAGCCGCUGGGACCCGGACCUGCAUCCGGUCGCCACGGGCGUCGGCGGAGCCGCUUUCCCUCUGCGCCUCGCCUCGCCUGCUCUCGGGACGCGGCCCCCGCACUUGCUGGACUUUUCAAGUCACAUUCAGCGGAUAGGAUGAAAAAAUUUAAGAGAAGGCUAUCCCUCACGCUUCGAGGAAGCCAGACUAUUGAUGAAUCAUUGUCUGAACUGGCUGAGCAAAUGACUAUUGAAGAAAACAGCAGCAAGGAUAAUGAGCCUAUCGUGAAGAAUGGCAGGCCUCCAACCUCUCACAGUAUGCAUUCCUUCCUCCAUCAGUACACAGGGUCCUUCAAGAAGCCUCCAUUGCGGAGACCACAUAGCGUUAUUGGAGGAAGCCUUGGCUCCUUCAUGGCAAUGCCCAGAAAUGGAAGCAGAUUAGAUAUUGUUCAUGAAAAUCUAAAAAUGGGAUCAGAUGGUGAGAGUGACCAGGCUUCUGGGACAUCAUCUGAUGAAGUCCAGUCACCUACGGGUGUUUGUCUUAGAAAUCGUAUUCAUAGACGGAUCUCAGUGGAGGAUUUAAAUAAGCGGUUAUCACUGCCUGCAGAUAUCAGAAUACCUGAUGGAUAUCUUGAAAAGUUGCAGAUAAGCAGUCCACCAUUUGAUCAACCAAUGAGCCGAAGGUCUCGGAGAGCUUCAUUAGAAAUAUUGCUUCUAUCACCAUUCCUGUUUUGGUUAACACAUUCAGAAAUUGGGUUUGGAAAAAUGGAAACCUACAUCAAAUUGGAAAAGCUUGGGGAGGGUACAUAUGCAACAGUAUAUAAAGGAAGAAGUAAAUUAACAGAGAAUUUGGUGGCAUUGAAAGAGAUCCGGUUGGAACAUGAAGAAGGUGCACCCUGCACAGCAAUAAGAGAAGUUUCACUAUUAAAGGAUCUAAAACAUGCAAAUAUAGUAACCUUACAUGACAUUGUUCACACAGAUAAAUCUUUGACUCUGGUCUUUGAGUAUCUGGAUAAAGAUCUAAAACAGUACAUGGAUGACUGUGGGAACAUCAUGAGUAUGCACAAUGUGAAGCUGUUUUUAUACCAAAUUCUACGUGGUUUGGCAUAUUGCCACAGAAGAAAGGUGUUGCACCGAGACUUAAAACCACAGAACCUCCUCAUUAAUGAAAAAGGAGAAUUAAAGCUAGCAGAUUUUGGACUAGCCAGAGCCAAGUCAGUUCCCACAAAGACCUACUCAAAUGAAGUUGUCACACUGUGGUACCGGCCGCCUGAUGUGCUUCUCGGUUCCUCAGAGUACUCAACGCAGAUUGACAUGUGGGGUGUUGGUUGCAUUUUCUUUGAAAUGGCUUCUGGAAGACCUCUGUUUCCAGGAUCAACUGUGGAAGAUGAACUGCACUUAAUUUUCCGACUGUUAGGAACUCCAUCUCAGGAAACUUGGCCAGGUGUUUCUUCAAAUGAUGAGUUCAAGAACUACAACUUUCCAAAAUAUAAACCACAGCCUCUAAUUAACCAUGCACCCAGGUUAGACUCUGAAGGAAUUGAGUUGAUAACAAAAUUUCUUCAGUAUGAAUCUAAGAAAAGGGUUUCAGCAGAAGAGGCCAUGAAACAUGUGUACUUUCGAAGUCUGGGACCAAGAAUACAUGCUUUACCUGAAAGUGUAUCAAUAUUCAGUUUGAAAGAGAUUCAGUUGCAAAAGGACCCGGGUUUUCGAAAUUCUUCUUAUCCAGAGACAGGACAUGGGAAGAACAGAAGACAGAGCAUGCUCUUUUAAGUCUGAUAACAUGGUUUCAAGCCCAGCCCCCAGCCUUUCUUAUCAAUCAAGGACUCAGAUCUGAAGGCAAUUAUUUCUUUUGGUGGACUUGGAAUCUUCGUUUGUCUACACUGUCCUCUUCACAGUGGAGUCUUUUUAUUUUAGACCUACAAAUUGUUUUUAUAUUUGUUGUCACAGUGUGACAAUUUUUUUGUACAGUUGGUUUUACGGUCUUCUCUGCCAUUAGAGCCAGUAGGUUACAGCUAUUGAUGUAAUUGUAGCUGCAAUUUUUGUGCAGGACUGAGAAACACAGUGCAUUAUUUAUUGCGGAAUCAUUGCUGCUAAAUAACUACUGUCUAUUUAACUCAACAGUUGAAUGCCUGAAGAAGUUGCAGUGGCUUUAUUAUAUGUGAAUGCAUCUGUUUUUCCUCACAAGUUGUUUUACUGCUGCAUUUUUUGUUUUUAAAAUUAAACUGCAGUGUUUCCUGGAAUGUAAAUUCAGCUUUGCUUAACAGUAAAAUAUGUGAGCCAACUUGAACACUCUUACGUUCAUGCUAUAUAAUUUUUUAUUGAACAUUGGCAAAUAGAGUAGCUAAGAAAUUGAUAAGCACAUUUUUAGGAAAGCAUGUGAUGCAGAAGUUGAUUCAAGCAAGUGAAUACCUGACAUUUUGGGGAUCUCCCAUUAAAUACCAGUAAAUUAAAGCACCCAAAUUAUUUAUUUUUACCUUUCCUCAUUUUAGAAAUAUUUACUGCAUAUUAUUGGAUAUUUGUAUACUAAUACACUUACCUAUUUACAUUGUGCUUUAAUUUAGUUAAAACUAAACCAUACAAGUCCAGUCAAACAUGAGAGGUCUUGUUCUGUUUAUUUGUUUUAAAUACAAUUCUUUUAUUAGAAUGGAUGAUACUUCAUUGGGGAACAGUUUUUUUUCAUUUGGGAGCUGUGUGUAUGUGUGUGUUUAUUCGCUUGAAAUCAGCUGAAAGCUGUAAUAUGUCUUUGAAAUGAGCCAUGAUAAAUACAAAUGAGAGAAAUGAGAACUUGGAAGAUUGUUUUAAAGCAUUAUAGAUAUUAUCUGUUUACCAGAGAUAGUAAAUAUUAUAGUUUUAAUUAUGCAUCUUUUUGAACAUCAUAAAUACACCUUGGUGUUGGUAACAGUGUUUUAAGCAUUUGUGUUCACUUUUAAGGACUAUUUGUUUAGUGCAUCUUACCAACUGCAAAUCUUGAUUGCUAUAUUUUGAAAUGGUCAUGUAAAUUUUGGGCUUAUAUAUCAUGAAAAUAGUCAUAACUUAACUCCUUUCCUGACAUUCACUGUAAAACAUUCAGGGGUCCUACCAUUUCUGUUCAGGAAAUCUUGUAGUUUAUUGUUAUUUAACAGUAUUAAGUGAAUUUUUGUAUAUUUCAUUUUAACUUUAUUUGUGAAUAGUGAUUGUGGCAUGUUUGGGGUGUUAUUUUAAUAUUUCAUGAUACUGAAAUUUUAAUUUUUUAAGAAAAAUUUUCUGGAAGAAACAGAUUCAUGUGUAAUGGUGAAUAUUGGACCACUACUGCUUUUCACAUUUGUAAAUUGGUUUUAUGUUAAACCCUGUAGCCUAACAAACUGCUGUUAUUUCUAACUGACAGACAUGUAUUAAUAUUGUACUUCGAAGGUUAUAAAUAUUAUGUGAAAAUUCCUCCAUUUUGUUUUGAAAUUUAUAAUAACAAAAUCUUCAUGUUGUUAAAGUGUGGUUUUGUUGAGUCAGUUCUUUCUAGGGGAAGAAGGCUGUACAGAAUGGGAUCAUUUUCUUUUAUGAAUCUCCUUAAGAUAAUGAAAUCUCACUGUGCCAAUAGUAGUUAAUUUAUAAUUGUGCUGGCCAUUCAUUUAGUAAUCUUUACUGUAAUUUCAUAGGAUAGCACUUUUAAGUAUCAUUGUCAGAUUUUUAUCUCAAAGGUUAUAUAUUUCAUUUGUUGUGAAUAUGUUUGAUUCUUGUAUAUAAAAGGUGAAGAACUGUAUCCAGCAGUUACAUAAAAUUCUUCUUUCUAGGAAAAGCUAGGGAUGUUUCUUCAUUUUAUUAAGGAAUUUGACCCUUUUUUUUGAUACUUGAGCACCAUUCAGAUAUUGAAAACUUUGCAGUGAAGAGAGUUGAAACUCAGAAAUUUUGAAUCUUGAACACGAUUCAUCGUAAACUGACAAGGUUCUUAAAGUUAAAAUGGCUAAGAAUCAACACAUUGGCUGUGCAUGACCAUAUCUCAAUUUCUUGUGAUGAGAAGACAGGCCAGGAAGAGAAACCUGACAACUCCAGGGACACAGUCAUGUCAUAACACCCGACCAGGAGACCAGAGAAGCAAGAUAGUAAUCAAAACCUCUUUAGCUCCACCUUUCUCCCAGUGAAACCCUAAAUACCAGCAUGUACAGCCCCCUGCACAGAGGAAAACAUUAACCUUGACAAGCAAAAUGGAUCAACUCAGAAAAGCAUUGGAGACUUGAUCUUAACUUUCUUAGACAUCCUUGAUGAAUUCUUAGGCAUCCACUCCUUUAGUCAAUGAUAAUUACUGAACAUCAUUUUGUGUAUCAAGCAAUGUGCUAGGCGCCAGGUGCACACCACAGCAAACAAGGUGCUCUUGUGGCUUGAGAGCCCACCAUUUAACUGGUGAGGUUGCCAGAUGAACUUUUUAUUAUGGAACAAGAAGAUUAGUAUUAAGGGAAAAAAACCCUAAGUAUCCUUAUCUAUAAAAUCAUAAUUUUAUACAUAAGGAUAAUUAGGUCUUUUUCCUUAAUAAGUUUCCAGUUUUCAUAGUCAGUGAAAAUAUCCAAAACACUUCAAGAACUAAUUGUUGCAUUUAGGGGUAUCUGACAUGAGAAUGCCGCCUCAAUGAAAAUACCUGCCUCUGAAGGUGGCCUUUUGCAGCUGUGUUAACAUGAAUUCCUUUUGGAAACUUAAACAGUGAGUUCUUCCCUACAUUUAUUGAAGACGUUACCGUGCAGGAUUUACUGGGAAAAACACAUCCCUUAGAAAUUCCACAUUUAAAAGUUCAUUUCCAAACGCUCACCUGGAACAGCGUGUUUGGUCCUUGCAGGCGGGCGGGACUCAGUGGAGCAACUGGACUAAGGCUGCUCCAGAAAUGUAUGCUGGAUAGCAGUGGACUCGGGGUCAGAAGCAAUCCAUUUGGUGUCUGGGAAAGAAAGCACAUACACAGUUUUUGAUACUGUAUCACCUGACUCCAGCUGGGGUGAGCAGUGCAGGCCAGGGGCACUAGCCACAAACCAAGAGACAAGCCUCUCCGCUUUAGGAAAAUCUGACAACUUUGUUACUUCUGCGGGGCUGUGCACAGUUCAGUUUCCUUCGUUGCUAACUGUGGGAGCAAUUUUAUCAAGGAAGAAAGUAUGGAAAAGUUACCUUCCUCCAGCAUCCUAGUAGAAAACUCAAGUGUGUAGCAGCUUCUUUCCACGAGCUUUCUUCAGUUUGCUCCUCCUCACACAUUAAACAAGAUUUAGUGUACAAGCAAAUGGGAUCCCAUGAGAGGGCUUUAUUUUUUCUUAUUUGUAUUUUUGUAUUUUGGGCUAUAUACACACACACACACACACACACACACACGCACAUAUUUUUAAAAGGACAUCCCAAGCUCACUUUCCUGAUCAACAGCACUUUAACACUUUAGGAUCUGCUGCUAAAAUACUCUGUAGCAGCUUCAUCAGAAGCUCUGGACUGGAUUUUCCAGAUUUCACUCCGGAUACGGGGCUGAUGAGAAUUCAUCUCCCUGGCAAUAGUUCGUGGAGGGAAAAAAAUCCUUUCUUGUCAGAUUGGGUGUAAAGCCAAAACUCUGGGUUUCCUGGGAGAGUGCCAAGAAUUGCAUUUGCUUGCAUACACGCAGCAGGAGUCCUGGCCUGCAAGCCAGCAAGAGUGCGGAAGAAACAACCCGCUCCAGCUGGUAAGUCUGCAUGGCUUUUAUUCUCAGCGGAGCCAAACUCCCUGGCCAGGGUGGUUUUGCACCUCUGGUGACUAGAAGGAACCCCUCAGUGGUUUUGUGAUGUCAAUAAGGUGCUCUGUGCAGGAAGAACGACAGCAAGGGCACCAGCAUUUCAGACUGCAUUAUGCUGGAUACUAAAGUGUUAUUUUUUUCCUAGAAUUGGCCUUCGCAGCUUCGUUAAUUAUCCAGGACAUUUGGCUUAAACCUAAGUUGAAAGGUCUGCUCUGUUCAGUGGAACGGAGACAAACACCUGAAGGUUCUCAAACUGAAGCUGCUGAAAAGACUCAAAUAAUUUGAGUCUUUGGUUCCACAGCAUUUCUACAUGUUGAAUGACCUAUGAGGUUACUAAGAUAAAUACGUGUUUUGGAUAAGUUUCCCAUUUGUUCUAAUCCAAGGCAGUUUCACAAACGUGCCAGGCCAUCUGGCCUAACGGUUCAGACUUAGCAGUUCUGCAUGGGCUCUGCCAGGGUUGCAGUCUCAGAACCACUACUACUAGAUAGGUAAACUCUCUGUCUCAGUUUCCUAAUCUGUAAAAUAGGGAGAAAAAUGCCUACAUUUUUUACAUUACAGGAUUGUGAGGAAGAGUACAUGAUUUAUGUAAAGCUCCUAAUACGUGCUUGGCACAUAGCAAAUGCUCAAUAAGUAUUCAAGACUGUUAUCAUUAGUAAUUAAAAGUAUAUUUGACUAUUUCACCUAUUCAUGGGAGAAAUCCUCAACUGUAUCUGGAAGAGUACUUAAUGUUCUGAAACAGACAAACCAACCUAAUCAGCUGUUACUUUAAGGUUCCUCUCAGUCAUAUUAGGGUCAAGCCCACAGCUCAGGGGAUCCGAGAACUAAUAUUUGCUUGUUACUCUGAAGCCAGGUUCCAGUCACAAUAUGCCACACUCACAUUUACUAACCAGUGUGUUCAAGGCCUCGUAGUUUACCUACCAAUGAAAGCCUCACAGCUCUAAAGAGACAGUGAAUCUUCUAAAUUGCAAAACAUAGCUUUCUUUCUCUCAUCCAUGGCCAUAAAUAUACAUUGAUUCCUUUUUAAUCCUCUGAGUAAUAUAUGAAGGUGUAGAAUAUAUUUUCAUAGUCUAAAAUUCAUACCCAUGUCAGGAUUGGAGAUGUUUGUACAUUUGUUUCUAAGGGAUACAGGAUGUACUCAGAAGACAGUAGCCUUCUGUUUCUCAUGUUAAAUACAUUUGAAAUGUCUGCUAUAAUAUAUGCAAAUAAAUAUUGUAAAAUGACUUCAUUCACUCCUCUCCCUCCCAUCCUUGUUCUGCUUGAAGAUCCUGCGGCCGCAGAGAAAAACACUAGUUGGUUGCUCUUUUAGGGAAAAUUUGUAUAAAGCCUGGCCCGAGUUAUCUCUGGUACCGUGUAAGUUUUCAGUGCCUCUGUCUGCAAGCACCUUGAGUC
This is a messenger RNA of Hippopotamus amphibius kiboko, 7089 nucleotides long. It is a transcript of the gene CDK17, whose product is annotated as cyclin dependent kinase 17. NCBI's taxonomy places the organism in Eukaryota, Metazoa, Chordata, Mammalia, Artiodactyla, Hippopotamidae. Gene Ontology annotation, biological process: protein phosphorylation. The record is from RefSeq and is a predicted model, not a curated record. Gene Ontology annotation, cellular component: cytoplasm; nucleus. The transcript has 19 exons. Bases 156 to 1769 code for a protein of 537 amino acids. Gene Ontology annotation, molecular function: ATP binding; protein kinase activity.